Molecule: messenger RNA, 1014 nt
Organism: Parastagonospora nodorum SN15
Lineage: Eukaryota; Fungi; Ascomycota; Dothideomycetes; Pleosporales; Phaeosphaeriaceae
Exons: 3
Coding region: 1-1014 (337 amino acids)
Biological process (GO): nucleosome assembly
Cellular component (GO): nucleus; chromatin
Molecular function (GO): chromatin binding; histone binding
Source: RefSeq, a predicted model, not a curated record
AUGGCCGAAUUGCAAGUAGAAUCCGAGGAGGUGCUCAUGGCACGCUUCGAAGAGCUCAGCGUCAUUGAGACCGAGUUCGAGGAUGUAGAGCUAGAGAUCAUCCGCAAAGCCGAAGCUCUCCAUGCACCCCUCUACACCAAGCGCGCCGACUACAUCAAGAAGAUCCCACAUUUCUGGUCUCUUUCUCGCGUUUUGAGCUCGACGACCCCCAAUGGCUCGCCGCGCAGCUUCGCGCUGAAGUUCGGCUUCAAGGAGAACGAAUACUUCGAGGACAAGGUGCUGGAGAAGAAGUUCUGGUUCAGGAAGUCGAGGGACUGGGCCGGUCUGGUUUCGGAGCCCGUGCAGAUCCACUGGAAGAAAGGCAAAGACCUGACUGGUGGUUUGACAGACGCAGCGUUCAAACUGGGUGAGGCAAGGAAGAAGUUGAACUCAGACUCGUCUGACAUGGCUGCGAGAAAGAAGGAGACAGAGUUGCCAGAAUACAAGGAGCUCUCAAAGAAGAUUGAGACAUCGUUUGAAUCCUCAAUCAGCUUCUUCGGCCUGUUUUCUUUCGUGUCGGGAUACCGGUGGAUCAGCGCGGAGGAGUCGGCGAAGGCUGAGAAGGAAGACAAGGAGAAGCUCGAGAAGAUCAAGCGUGGCGAGAAGCUCGACGAGGACGAGGAUGAGGAGGAAGACUCGCAGGAUUACCAGGAGGUUGAGGUCUUCCACUGGCGGAGACGAGGUUGUCACCAUCAUUGCAUGAAGACAUGUGGCCAAACGCGAUCAAGUACUACAGUAAGUGCUUUGAAGGCUCGAGGCGCAAACACAACUAACGAGUUCACAGAGGCGACAUUCGAUGAGGAAGAAGACGAUGAGGAUCUCUCCGACCUUGACGUCGAAGGCAUGGACGACUCAGAGGUGGAAGCCAUGGUUGAGGACGACUCGGACGAGCAAGAAGUCGACAUUCGCGCACUAGUUGGCAAAGGUCGCAAGUCGGAUGUAGGACCACCUGCCAAGAAGCAGCGCAAGAAGUAG